CCAAAUGAUUUUUUUAUUUCUAUGACAUUUCUACAUUAUCUGAAUGUAUAACCUUCGAAUAAAAUUUAUUACAAUAGACAAUCUGUUAAAUGUGAUAAACAAAUGUUAAAAUUAAGUGAUUGCAUUCACUUAUGUAUAUAUAUGUAUUUGUAAACAAUAAUCAUUUAUUAUAUAAUUUAAUUCAUCUGUGUAACAUAAGAUGAAACGACACAAAUAUUAGAAAAUGCUUAAGUAUUGAUUAAGAAUGGAGAUUAUUCAGUCUUUAUAUACCAACUUAAUUGAUCAAGAUAAGGGUGAUGUGUUGAAAGAAUUACUACAUGCAUGUGUAGAUGAAAUAUGUGGACGUCCUGGACCGUCUUACCACAAGUUCAUGAAUCGAAUGAAUUGGAGUAAAGAAGUAUACGAAGAUGUUUAUAAAUUAAUGAUAAUGCUUUUACGUAAUCCAGCAUGUUUAUAUUUGAUGGAAGAGAAGAUGCCUCCAGAGUAUCAUGACCUUCCUGAAUUAAUUCAAAAAGAUAUUUUAAAUUGUUUAAAAGUUAGACAAAAACAACUGACGCAUGCCUUAUUAAUGGAACAUUCAAAGCGAAAAUUACAAACUUUAGUAGACUUUGAUUGGAGAUUAAAACUUGUCAUGGGUACGAGUAAAAUGGCAUCGUUACGAGAACCUCUACUUCAAUUAGACUUUAUUGUUGAAGAGAAGGGAACAAGACGUAUCAUUGACGUUGAAAUGAACAAGGAUGAAUUAGAUACGUUGAUAACUACAAUGGAAACAAUAAUACAAUAAUGUAUUCUCUCGCUCGCGUUUUAUACAAUAAAAUUAUUACGUUUGAAAAAAAAAAACAAAUAGAAACAAGAUAAUAUAUACAUAUAUUUUAGAAAAUUCUUUUAAAAGGUUUUCAUGUGGCUCAGCACCAGUGUUACAGAAAAAAAAAAAAUAAAGAAAAAAUAUUCAAA
Molecule: messenger RNA, 954 nt
Organism: Polistes canadensis
Lineage: Eukaryota; Metazoa; Arthropoda; Insecta; Hymenoptera; Vespidae
Product: COMM domain-containing protein 8-like
Exons: 5
Coding region: 245-784 (179 amino acids)
Source: RefSeq, a predicted model, not a curated record